GAGUUCAGUAAUUCAUUAGAAAUUUGAUGCAAGCUAGCAUUCAGGUUCUUCAAAAAACAUCUUUUAAUUCAUUUUUUAAGGAUGAAGCGCAUACUUCUCUGCAUUUGUAUUUUAGGCAUUCUAACACAGGUUGGGGCAUACUUAAAGGUCCAGUACAAUGGAGAUCAGGUUUUGAAGCUCACCCUGAAAACAACAGAUGACUGUGAGCACAUGCAAAAUAUCUGCAAACAACUCCAGCUUGAUCUAUGGAAGCCAAGCAGAAUAGAAGAUAUUCAACCUGGGAAAGAAAUGCAUGUUCGAAUACCUUUUCCACUUCUUCAAAAAUUCAAAGAGAACCUUCAUCAAUAUUCUAUUCCAUUCGAAGUCAUGAUAAAAGAUGUACAAAAACUUAUAGACAGCAGCAAUGUGGGUGACUACAGAAGACAGAAAAAAAUAUUGGCUGAAUUUGAUUAUACCACAUAUCACCCCAUGGAUGAGAUUUAUCAGUGGAUGGAUCAAGUUAAAGAGGCAUAUAGUGACCUGGUUUCUAUGCAUUACCUAGGAUCAACAUAUGAGCUAAGGCCUAUUUACUAUUUCAAAAUUGGCUGGCCUUCUGACAAACAGAAGAAGAUCAUUUGGAUGGACUGUGGGAUACAUGCUCGUGAAUGGAUUGCCGUUGCCUAUUGCCAAUGGUUUGUUAAAGAGAUUCUUGAAACUCACAAGACAAAUCCUUUGCUCCAGAAAGUACUCCAUAACAUAGACUUCUAUAUUGUACCUGUCCUAAAUAUUGAUGGAUUUGUUUAUUCCUGGAAUGUGAAUCGUCUUUGGCGAAAAUCGCGGUCUCCUCAUAACAAUGGAUCCUGCUACGGGGUGGACCUUAAUCGAAAUUUUAAUUCAAAAUGGGGCAGUAUUGGCGCAUCUAACAAUUGUAGAGAUGAAACAUACUGCGGAACUGGACCUGCAUCUGAACCAGAAGUUAAUGCUGUAUCUAAGCUGCUGGGGAGUCUUAAAUCUGAUGUUUUGUGUUUCCUAACAAUUCAUUCCUAUGGUCAACUUCUUCUUCUGCCCUAUGGUUAUACAAAGGAUCCUUCUAUAAAUCAUGAAGAGAUGAUAAAUGUUGCUCAGAAGGCUGCUGCAAAACUCCAAGAGAAGCAUGGCACCGAGUACAGAGUUGGAUCUACAUCACACUUACUAUAUAGCAAUUCUGGGUCAUCUCGAGACUGGGCCACAGAUCUAGGAAUUAAUUUUUCCUAUACAUUUGAGCUGAGAGACACUGGUGCACAUGGAUUUAUACUUCCUGCGAAUCAGAUCAGACCUACUUGUGAAGAAACCAUGGCUGGAGUAAUGACCAUUGUUGAACAUGUUGAUGCAAAGUUCUUUAACAGUGCUAUAAGCAUUUUCUCUUCCAAUCUUGUGAGUCUGUCUCUCAUCAUUGGUCUUUAUUAUGCAAUAUUUUAAUACCAGAGUGGUUUAGAUGGUAUAAAUGUAGUUAUGCAUUCGUUCGACUGGAUAAAUGAGAAGCAUCCAUCUAUUUACCCGUGUUGCCUUUUAUUGUGUUGUUUUCUUUUAUUAUUAAACAUUAAACCGAGUGUAACUUAUUAAUGAUAGCAAACAUUACAGUUCUGUCACAAUUUUCUUCACAUUACCAAGUAAAGCAUAUGUUUGUCAUGCA
This is a messenger RNA of Xenopus tropicalis (tropical clawed frog), 1651 nucleotides long. The record is from RefSeq and is a predicted model, not a curated record. Lineage: Eukaryota; Metazoa; Chordata; Amphibia; Anura; Pipidae.